Lolium perenne is the source of this 1481-nucleotide messenger RNA. RefSeq lists its product as uncharacterized. NCBI's taxonomy places the organism in Eukaryota, Viridiplantae, Streptophyta, Magnoliopsida, Poales, Poaceae. The record is from RefSeq and is a predicted model, not a curated record.
CCCCACCAUCACCCAGCUAACUUUACUCUGCUCGCUUCGUUCCUGCUCUGCCGGCCAAUCCGUCCUCAGUUCUAACUUAGGGCGCCUUGCAUGGAAUUCAAUCCAUGAAGCUAGGGAUUCUGCUUCCGGCCCGUCGUAAACAAGAUAGGUAGAUAGCUAGAGAGAGAAAGAGGACUGUUAUGCAGGCAGGCCGGGACGAGAGCGCGCACACGGUGAACGCGGCGGCCGUCGUUCUGGCCGCCGCCGCCCGGAGCAGCGCCGGCCUCGAGCGCCACAACCACCAGCACCUGCAGCUCCACGACCACGCCACAGCCGUUCCAAAGAGACGAUGGUGGUGGUCGUGGCUGCCGAAGCCCAACCUGGCGUGCUUCCGGCCCCACGGCCACCCCCGCCGCAUCGCCAACGCCGGAGACACGUCGCCACAGCCGGCCGCCGCGCACACCGCAUCGGCAGCACACGUCCACGACGCGUCUCACCCACCACCACCGGCCUUCGCCUUCGUGGCGCCGCCGUCGUCGCCCGCCUCCUCCCUCUACGCCUCCGAGUCGCCGUCGCCGGUGCUCCUCGGCCUACGACAUGCGAGCUCGCCCAGCCCGGGCAGGAGCUCGAUGAUGUUCGCCGUGGGCCCGUACGCGGAGGGGCCGCAGCAGCUGGUGUCCCCGCCGGUGCAGUACUCCGCCUUCACCACCGAGCCGUCCACCGCGCCGCGCACGCCCACGGCCAUCACCAACCCCUCCUCCCCCGAGGUCCCCUUCGCCCGCUUCCUCGGCUCGUCGCUCUCGUCGUCUUCCAUGACCGUCGCCGGCGCCGGCGACUCCGGGCUGUUCCAUGCGUACCAGCUGCAGCCGGGGAGCCCCAUCCCGCUCGUCUCGCCGUCGGGCUCCUCCUCACCGACGCGGCAGCUGUUCCGGAAGAAGCUGCACCGGCGCGACGAGGGGUCGCUUCUCGACGGCCACAUCCCCGUGUCAACCGGCGGGGCCGGCAUGGAUUUUGUUGUCCCUCACACUGCUCGCGAUGAAGUUCAUGGUGGUCAGGGAGACGACGGUGAUGACGACGUUCCCAAGAGCGGGGAGUUCGUGUUCGGCAGCGCCGAUGGUCCUGCCGAGGACAUGGACGGCGAGGCCCGCAAGAAUUGGCAUUUCUUUCCCAUGGUUGAGCAGGACAUGAUCUUACCCAAGCAGUGAACUUCACAACCACAUUCAGUUUUGGUCUGUUCUGCUCUGCUCUUGGUUGUCGCUAGCUAGAGUCAGACACUCGUGCAGCAAGUUACUAACAACAUGUGCCGUGAAGUGGCGAGCCUGCUUGACGGCAACUAGAUAUAGUGAUCCUGGUCUAGUUUUUCAGCUAUUCAUCAGCCUUCUCCGGUGCCAACGUGCUGUAAUUGCAAUUCCUGAGCAUGCACAUACAUACAACUAUGUACAACAAGCUGAGUAGCUUUAUUAACACUUGGUAAGGGAUGUUUGCGGUUGAUCUCCCUCAAA